This is a messenger RNA of Glycine soja, 1569 nucleotides long. Its product is annotated as deSI-like protein At4g17486. Gene Ontology annotation, molecular function: deubiquitinase activity. The transcript is spliced from 5 exons. Gene Ontology annotation, biological process: protein deubiquitination. The record is from RefSeq and is a predicted model, not a curated record. The coding region runs from base 528 to 1283 and encodes 251 amino acids. NCBI's taxonomy places the organism in Eukaryota, Viridiplantae, Streptophyta, Magnoliopsida, Fabales, Fabaceae.
CAACGCAAUGCCAUGAUUUCAGUCAAUGUCAAAGUGUCAAAUCCGGACAGAAUUUCUUUCCCGGUUUUCACUUUUUAGUUGCAAAAUUUUGUGUUUGUUACUUUUUUUCACUUUACUACUUAUUUUCUCCAUUUUCCAUAAGAAAUAUGGCUUAUUUAUGAAUGAUUAUCUAUCUAUCUUUCCUCAUUAGGCUCCAAAAACUGACAAACCAGUUUUUCUGUCUGCACUCUUACUACAUCACAUUACAUACACACACACCCUUCACUUCUUCUGUCAGAGCUAUGACAAUGUGUGAGUUUCAGGCACACACAUUGUUCCAUUAUUCUCUUUCUCUUUUUUAUCUGUCUAAGACAUACAAUGGCUCUUUCAAACUUUGAAGGAGUCUUUCAUUCACCCUCUCUUCUUUCAGCUACCCUUUGCAACACAAAAGAAGUUGACCUCAGAUAUCAGUUAGAUCUUCAGUUAUGAUAUCAAUAUUCCAAGAUGUAGGUAAUAGAUAUUGACCGCUUCCUGGGUUCACUCAUACAAUGAAGUCAGGUUUUAAAAAUGGUUGGCCCUCUGUUGUGCGUCUUCAUCUCCGAGAAAAAUCAGUGACGCCCUUUUGCAUAUUUUCUAAAGUGAAACCAGCUGGCAACAUGCCUGGGAAUACACCUGUUUAUCUCAAUGUCUAUGACUUGACAACUGUAAAUGGCUAUAUGUAUUGGGCAGGAAUUGGUAUUUUCCACUCAGGGGUUGAAGUUUAUGGAGUAGAAUAUGCAUUUGGAGCCCAUGACUAUCCAACAAGUGGUGUCUUCGAGGUUGAGCCUCGACAGUGUCCUGGCUUUAAGUUUAGGAAGUCGAUAUUCAUGGGAACUACAAACUUAGAUCCUUUCCAGAUUAGAGAGUUCAUGGAGCGCCAGUCUGCAAAUUACAAUGGUGAUACUUAUCACUUGAUUGUGAAGAAUUGCAACCAUUUCUGUGAGGAUAUUUGUUACAAGCUAACAGGCAAUUCUAUUCCAAAAUGGGUCAAUCGUCUUGCAAGAAUAGGUUCCUUUUGCAACUGUAUACUCCCUGAUGCUCUUAAAACUUCCACUGUUCAGCAUGAUGAUCCCAACUUUCAAGGGUGUGAUAGUGAGAAACGAAGACUACGAACCGCCUUCAGUUGCUUGUCAUCAAUCUCAAUGCCUCAGAAGGAAGUGUCAAUGUCUUCAUUAUUUAUGCAUUCUCACUAUAAAGGUUGCCUACCACCAUGGGAGUUAAAGAAGUCUAAAAAGGGCUCACUAAAGCAAAAAUUAGAAGACUAGUUUACUUCUCAGUAACUCUCCUCUGAUGUAGGGUAUCCAUUGUCUUUCUGGUAACUGAAUCACUAGAAAGAAAUUAUUGCUUUUAGUCACACCUGUGCGAGUGCUCUUCCUCAAGUGCAAAUUUUUCUGUCAAUAUUUAUUUUGAAUGUUCAAGCUCAUGGCUUUGUUGCUUCAUUUUGCUUUCCCUCUUUCUUUGUGUCUAGUUUUUGCUUGUAAUCUUUGUUUGAUUGUGAAUCUAUGUCAGAUAUAUUGCUGUGUCAAUUCAAUUUUUCAUAGCUGGAGGAAA